AACCUUUCAGUCUUACUCACUCAACAUUCGGUUUGCCUUUUAACAUUUCAAAUUUAAAUUUCGAAUUUUUGUAGAAAUUUAUUUUUGGUGAUGUCGCGUUACCAGUACGCCGAUCACUGCUUGGAGGCCUUCAAUGUCUUUCAUCGACCUCUUGAACUCGACGAGGUGGCUGGCUAUGUGGCCGAAAUGGAGGCCAAGUCCGUUGAUCAGGUGAGAUUGGCUGUGGAUAACACGCUGACUGCUGGCUGGUUGCAUGGAUUUCUGACCAUGGAGGAUGGCAUGUAUACGCUAAGCUGCGGCUAUUGGGAUGAAGAGCAUCCAGCUACAGGCAAGAAAGGGACACGCCAUUUAAAGAAAUCAAUCCUAAGGAGUACUCUGUAGGCCUUGUAUUACCAUUUUUGAGACUAGGAGAAGCAGGACUCUGAAAUCGGGAUGCCAUUAUGGUUUAACUUUUCUUUAAAACCUUAGAUUGAGUGGCUAACCACUAAUGAGUACUCAAAUAAACCUUAAGGUGGUCUUAAA
Drosophila eugracilis is the source of this 522-nucleotide messenger RNA. RefSeq lists its product as uncharacterized. The record is from RefSeq and is a predicted model, not a curated record. The transcript has a single exon. NCBI's taxonomy places the organism in Eukaryota, Metazoa, Arthropoda, Insecta, Diptera, Drosophilidae. The coding region runs from base 91 to 381 and encodes 96 amino acids.